Euleptes europaea (tarantolino) is the source of this 378-nucleotide messenger RNA. RefSeq names its product interleukin-17A-like. Bases 1 to 378 code for a protein of 125 amino acids. Gene Ontology annotation, molecular function: cytokine activity. The transcript has 2 exons. The record is from RefSeq and is a predicted model, not a curated record. Gene Ontology annotation, cellular component: extracellular region. Gene Ontology annotation, biological process: inflammatory response. NCBI's taxonomy places the organism in Eukaryota, Metazoa, Chordata, Lepidosauria, Squamata, Sphaerodactylidae.
AUGACCAGCAGCGAUUGCUUGGUACCGACUGAACUGGGAGUCCCUCAAAGCGUGAAUGUCAACAUAAGCAGGAUCGGCACAAGCCAGGCUGCUCGAGAAGUUCCCGAUGCCAGCAAGCGAUCGACCUCUCCGUGGGACUACAGCAUCAACGAAGAUCCCAACAGGAUCCCCCCCAUGAUCUCUGAGGCCAAAUGCCGCCAUUCUGGCUGCGUGGAUGCCUUGGGACGGGAGAACCACAGUAUGAGCUCCGUCCCCAUUCUACAGGAGAUCCUGGUCCUCCGGCGUCAGCACAGAGGCUGCAAGCAAACCUACUGGCUGGAGAAACAAUGGAUCACUGUUGGCUGCACAUGCGCCAGGCCACGGUCCACCCCUCUGUAA